UAUAUUUUAAGUUCCACAUUGAAGUUCCAACACUGGUUAUAAAUUUACAUGCUAUAAAAGGGACGCGAUGGAUGAUGAAGUAAAAAAGCAUAAGCCACAUAUACCCAAAUCCAAUCUUAGGAAAAUCAUACGGAGUAUAUUCCAAUAUGAACAACUCGACUCUGGCUAACUCAUCAUGUCCCCUCUUGGGAGACAAGAACAUCAUCAAGGGAUUGAAAUACAAAUGGUUAGACCAGAACAUUUUUGUUGAUGUUGAUACUUGGAUCUAUCCCCAUGUAGCUAUUCCAAAAUAUCCCUCAACAGAAUUAAGUCGGCUUGUGAAAAAAGUUGUGAUGGAGGGGUCAUUUACCACACUUCUACAAAUAGCUAGGGCUGUUGCAAGAAGUGCACUGAGUGAGAAUGACUAUAUAUCUGCGGUUAGUGUAUCUGUGAAGGUUGAAAACCCUAAGGAAGCAGAAGCUGAUUCCACUGAUUUUUGGGGAGCUGACGUUUUUCGCUUCAAGGGAAACGACAACAUAUGAUUUAUACAUGCAUGAAAUUAAAAUUAAAAGAAUGUACUUUAAUUCGCCAGAGGGCAUGGGUGCUGGAACUAUUCAAUAAAUAAAUAAAUAAAUAAAUGAAACUUAUUAUGACACAACUUAUAUAUGUAAAUAAGAUGUCAAUUAAAAGACCAUUUGCCAAUUGGCUUAGAAUGAAAUGUGGUGGAGUAGCAUAAUUAAUUUCACAACCGAAUUUAGAAUUAGCC
Cuscuta epithymum is the source of this 745-nucleotide messenger RNA. The record is from the annotation of a GenBank genome assembly. NCBI's taxonomy places the organism in Eukaryota, Viridiplantae, Streptophyta, Magnoliopsida, Solanales, Convolvulaceae.